Didymosphaeria variabile is the source of this 2412-nucleotide messenger RNA. RefSeq lists its product as uncharacterized. NCBI's taxonomy places the organism in Eukaryota, Fungi, Ascomycota, Dothideomycetes, Pleosporales, Didymosphaeriaceae. Bases 1 to 2412 code for a protein of 803 amino acids. The transcript has 2 exons. The record is from RefSeq and is a predicted model, not a curated record.
AUGCGCGUUGGGCAAGGCUUCAACACAUACACACAAGAAAUCCGCCUGGAGAAUGCGGUCAUCAUGGGAAGUCCACGGCCCAGAAAGAAAGCCAGUAGCGAACUCGUUCCUCUGCCUUCGACCGGCACUGUCCCUUUAUCACCACCGGUUACCCCCGAUGCGUCCGUCAUUGUCCCACCGCACAGCGAGGUUCCUGCUGUAGCAAUCAACGGCAUCCAGCAACCAGGAUCGCAUGAGAUUUCCAGAGCAGCGACGCCAUCUCCACCGCCUAGAUGGAGCCUGGGCAGUGCGCUGGACGUAGUCACGGCGUCUGUGGGAGAGCUACCGUUUGAGAUCCCAGCAGGUCCAAUACCCACAACGAGUCAGAGCGUCACGUAUUCGACGCGCGCAAUCGAGAAUGUUAGCGACAUCAUGGACGCGCUGAAUAUUUCGACUUCGAUGAGCAUCAAAUACGGUACCAUACACGGGAACGGUAACGCUUCCUUCGUAAACGAGAAUAAAGUCCUUGAUAGCGAGUUGAACUACGUCGUCAGCGUGAUGGUGAACAAUGAUGCACUAUCACCAAGGGACGAGAUGGAGUUUCAGGAUAUUCCUGGGUUACCGUUAGAUCGCUUUACUGAAGUAUACGGCGAUACUUUUGUUUCCGGUUUCACUGAAGGUGGCGAAUUCAACGCCGUAAUCUCCAUUAAGCUGAAUGACAAGAGCAAGUAUCGUUCGGUCAAGCAGGCUGUGGACGUUCAGCUCGCUGUGGGACCUCCAACGCUCGAGAUCGGCGCCAGCGAAGCCAUCGCAAAGGAACAUAGCGAAGCGCUAAAGAACACGGAGAUAUCCAUUUCUGUGAACUGGGUCGGCGGCGGCGAAAUCAAAAAGCCCACGGUGCCCUGGACUAUUCAGAGCGUCGUCGCAGUCGCAAACGCUUUCCCCUCGAUGGUUGCGCGCUCGAGUGCCCGCACCCAGGCUAUCCUCACCCGCUAUACAUCUCUGCGAUCUUUCCAGGCUUGGAAGUGGACUAGAUUGCUGGAAGAGAGAAGGAUCUGGGACAGCGAUCCAAGGAACCAGAAGGGUGGCGAGAACAAUAUAAGUGGGAAGGAGAAGUAUGAGGAGCCGAUCAUCAUACUCAACUAUGUGCCGUGUGCGAUCUAUACGUCGGAAUUGUUCGAUGCUCUGAUGAAUUACAAGAAACUGUGGAAGAGAAUCGGAGAGAUGCUUCAGAACCCAUCGCAGUAUAAGAUGAAGAAGGUACCAAAGACGCUUAGGAGAGUGAGGCCUAGAGCAGAUCUUAGAACGCCUCCUAAGAACCUCUCGCCCCUUCUGACCAGGGAUGCAUCGAAACAGAGCCUCCUCGUCAGUCCCAUUGGAGGUGAUGAUUCGCCGUGCCAAAACACGAGCCAGGAUGCCCUCGGUAUGGAACGCGCUUUUACCUUUGCCGUUGAUGAAGGCCAUAUAGGCUGGAAUCUUUUAGAGAACAAUGCGCGUCAGGAUCCGAUUCCGCCCGAGCCUCUUGCGUUGAACGAAGCUCGACUGCUUUGCCGAGAAGCGAUGACCCUGAUCACGGAGGAAGCGUCUCGACUGGUGGACCAUCCACAUCUAGCUUAUGCCCAGUACGAUCCCAAGACGAAUUCAACACGAAUGAAGCGCCCCAACUACGCUUACCCCGAAGUCCUGAAAGAGCGCUUACCGAUUCCUAUCCACAACAGUAUCGUUUCAGACUUGUCGAAUGACGGCGCCUACCUCAAGACGGCGGCUUACGUCCGAGAAGACAACAUGUGGUUUGAGCCUGACAUGGUCGGUGAUCCGAAAGUUAGUCCCGAUGACUUUCGUCAGAAAUAUGGGAUGGGUGGAAAGUAUGAGGACUUCUCGUCCUUGGAGCUUACUGAGCCGCAUGGGUCAAGAGGUGCGAACCCACUCCGGAGGAUUGCGCUCCAUCGCUACAGUCUCUCAUCGCUCAAAAGCUGGAUGUCUACCGCAGCGCUCAGGCAAGCUGACAACGCCAUCGGAGCGAUUGGCCUUGCUCGGAUACACGACAACCCCAACGAGGCGGAACAUGACGGGUGUAACCACCACCUCGGUCACCUCCACUCCUCAGACGAUGCCUCAGACUUCAAGGCCCUCGACAUCGGCGGUGUCGACAUUACAAAGAUUGAGGUUGCGUACGUCCCAGGUUCAGGAUACAUUGCGGGCAUGACGUUCUUGGACGAGCUAAAUGGGCAGCAAACAGAGAGGUUGAGGUGGAAGCAGUGGCAGGGUAAAGAACCUCAGGGCCUGGUCCACGUCAUCAACGAGCCGCCAAAUCGUGGCGAUGGCACCGUAUGGGAGUUUGUCGGCCUCGCGGGAUCGUGGAUUGAUACGCUGGGAAAGGGACAUGUCUUGGCUCGGGUGUCUGGCAUCUGGAAGAAGGCCGGCGAAGAGUAA